AUGUUUACGCCGAACGACAUUCCUCCGUCCCUCGAGUCAGCUCCAACCUUCCGCCCUCCCCCGGAAAACGAGGCCGCGCAAAGCGCAAGCGCGUACGACCUCGUUCCGCCGUCCCUCGAAUCAGUCCCGACCUUCCGCCCACCCCCCGCCGAUAGCGAAUCCUCACGGGGGCUUGGCAUUCCACGAGGGAAUGGAAAGGCUUCGGAUUUAAACAUUUCAAUAUCGCUCUCGACCAAUUCAAGGGAGACUCAGGGCGGAGGUAUUGAUCCUAACGGGGGCGACUAUAACGAAGAUGAUGACCGGGAUGGGGUGUUAUCCCCCGCUACUCCCACUUUCACCUCGUCAGGCGUGAAAACGAUCCGACCUGCAAGAAGCCCUGGACACGUGGCUCAUCCAGAACCAUCCGGCCCACACGAUCUCACCUUCUCUCGACCCAAUCACGCCUCCGCUCCCGCCAACCAUGGGGUCCCCGCCGAACGCCCUCCGCGCAGCUCCUCCCGCGGCCCGCGCGACCUCUCCGCGCUCACCAUCAGCUCCCCCCAUCCCAGCAGCAGCUCCGCGCGCACCCCGCGCGACCUCUCCGCGCUUACCGCGCUGCUGGAGCCUCCGCGGGAGAUGCGCCACAGCGGCAGCUUCCGCAGCAGCAGCGCGAGCGGACCGGGCGCAACCCCCAGGGGGAUGAGGAGCGGAAGCUUCCGCGCAAGCACCCUCCGCAGCAACAGCAGCAGCGGGGGCGGAGGCGGUGUGGGCGGCGGGGGUGUAGGUUUAGGGGGAGGCAACACCGGUGGCAGUAAGGGAUUUGGCACACGUGACUAUAACGAGGGGAAGGGAGGCCAGGAGGUGGUGCAGGGUAAGGAAUUGGAGCAGAGCUUUCCAGGUACUCCGAAAUUCCUGCCCGAAAAUUUGGGGUUGGAGAGGCCGGUCAGCCCGCUGAGAAGUCCAUCUGCCCGGAUGAAAGCUGGGGAGGGGGUUACGGCAGGACUUCUGAACAGGCUUAUGCUGGCUGAUCCCUUGGGAGCAGGUGGGGAGGCAGGGGGGAGUGGGAGUGGGAUUGGUGGGGAGAAAAGGGAUGGAAGGGGAGGUGAAACACAGGCAGACAGGGAGAAGGUGGAAGUAAAGGUCGGAGAGGAGGCAGGAGAAAGGGUAGAAGGAAAGGUGGAAGGAGAAGAAAUGGGGAAAACGCAAAGGGCAGUUGUUGAGGAAAGGAAUGAAAGAGGAGAGGUAGCAGAGGAGAGAAGUCGGCAGCCUAGUCAGCAGCCUAGUCAACAGCCUAGUCAGCAGCCUAGUCUGCAGCCUAGUCAGCAAGCAGGUGAAGGGCAAGAGACAGGGGGCAGUCAAGGAGUUAAGGCAGCAAGAGAGGGCCUACCCAAGCAAGGCAUAUCCAUUGAAAUCCCAACCAGCCCUGUAGCCUUCCCUUGGGCAGCUUCCGAACCUUCUGCAGUUGCCGAAGCUGGCGCCGAAGCUGUGGGUGCUGAAGCUGGGUACGUUCGGCUGGCCAUCGAAGCUCCGCGCCGAAGCAGCUUUGAUCUGGCGUCUCCGUUGGCCCAAGCCGUGCUGCCUCGAGAUGUUUCCAUGUUCCUGGGAGAGAGUGAGGGAGUGAGUGAGAAAGUGAGUGAGGGAGUGAGUGAGAAAGUGAGUGAGGGAGUGAGUGAGAGAGAAAGAGAGGAUGGAGGCGUGCAGAAUGUGAGUGAAGCAGAAGGGAGGAGUGAGAAAGGAGGGGAUGGUGUGGGAGACGGUGGGGGGGAAGGAGGUGAUCGGGGAAAAAAGGCUGGAGAAGGGAGGGACGAGAACGGUGCUGCUGCAGAUGCUGCAGCUGCUGCAACAGGAACUAAUGCAGCUAAUACGCUUCCUGCUCACAGUGUUUCUAACGGCAUUCCUCCGAAACCGAAGCGGCGAAGCGAGAAGGGCGAGGGGAAGGAGAGGGAGAAGAAGGAGAGCAGCAAGAGCAGCAGCAAGAGCGGCAGCGGCAGCGAGAAAACUAGCAGCAAAACGCGUAGCAGAGCGAGCAGUAGGGCCAGCAGCAGGGGUAGUGAGAUUGAGGUAGCUGUUGAGUCAGAGGCAGUUUCUAGGUCAGUUUCGGAAGCCAGUUUAGCUAGUGCGAGCACUGAGAGAAUCGUGGAAGGUGAAGAAAGUGGGAAAACGGAUACGGGUACUGAGAAAGACGGGGAUAGAAAGCAUAAGAGCAGCAGUAGCAGGAGCAGUAGCAGGCACAAGGACGAGAGUAAAAGCAAGGGCGGGAGCAGCAGCAAGUCUAAGAGUGAGGAGAAAGAGAAGGAACGAACGAAGGAUAGGAGUGACGAUAAGGAGAAGAGACGAGGAAGAGAGGGGGCCGGUGAGAAAGAGAGGGAGAGAUCGAAAAGCAAGGACAGGCAUAAGGAGAAGAAGAGGGAUGAAGCGGAGAAGGGGGAGGGGAAGGAGGGAGAGAGGGAUGAGGGGAAGGAGGGAGAGAGGGAUGAGGGGAAGGAGGGAGAGAGGGAUGAGACGAAGAAGCAUUCGUCUCGUUCCAGUAAAAGCAGGUCAGAAGGAGAGUCGAGAAAGGAGCGAGAGGGAAGCAGCAAGGAGAGCAGCAGUAAGAGGGACAGCAAGAGAGGUAGUAAAGAAAGCAGUAAGGAAAGAAGCAAGGGGAGCAGCAGGUCGAGCAAGGACAAGGAAGCGAAAAAGAGCAAGCAUGGGACUAAAGAGGGGAGGGAUCCAGAGGGGGAUGAAAGCAUGGAUGCUAGUAUUGCAUCUGAGAGUGUGGGUGGGUCGAGCAGACGAGGCGAGGUGGAGAGUCAAGAAGGGACGGAGAGGAGUUGCAGCAUUGGGGAAGACGGUUUUCACCCGGGGUUUUGGGAAACCCUUGCUGCUGGUGGCAGCAGUGCUGGUGCUGCCGCUGCUGGUACUGCUGCUGCUGGUAGUGCUGCUGCUGGUGCUGCUGGUGCUGCUGCUGAUGUUGCCGCUGAUGGUACUGUGGAUGAGGAAUCAUCUACACGCAUGCCUCCUAAGACUCCUAGAACCCUUCUGGGGGGUUUCGGGGGUUCAGGGUUUAACAGCCGCAGCACGGGCAAUAAAGACUCGCUCUCUCGUCCGAGCACCUCGUCUCGACCCUCCACCUCCCUCUCCUCGCGCCCCGGCACGUCGUCUCGCAAGUCUGGAGCGUCGAGUUUGAAUUUUGUCGAGAGCGAGUUUGACGCGAUUGUGCAGGAGUUUUCCCGGUCGAAAUCGACGGGUUCAAAAGGGGUUUCGGCUGGGAGACGAACGGGGGAUGGGAGGAAAGAGGGGGGAGGGGUGUUGGAGGAGGAGGGGGAAGGGGAGAGGGGAGAGGAGGGUGAGGGAGAGGGAGAGGAGGAAGUGGGGACGUAUGGGAAGGAGCCGGUGUUGAGAGGUGAAGGGAAGGAGGGGAAGGAGGGGAAAGGGGAGGUGAAGGGGGAGAGGAAAGGAGCAGCAGGAGGGGCGGCUGGACGUGCAGCAACAGCAAUGGCAGCUGCGUUUCGCGAGACCUCUCAAAGGGCUGUAGCGACAGCUUCAUUCGCGCCACCCCCCUCGCCCCGUGUGCUUCUAUCGAAGGUUGAGAAGCUGUGGAAAAGCUCAGGAAGAAGGUCACAUGGGAAAGGAGGAGGAGCAGGGGGUGGUGACGCUUCAGAUGUCCUUGUGAUUUCUCAUGAAGGGGAGGAAGAGACUGAUCCAGUGGAAAUGCUGAGGCGGGUGGAAGAGGAGCAAAAGAAGCGAGGAACUGCGGGCGCGCAAGGGUGGGGGGCAAUUGGGCAUUUAAAUGCGGAUGAUAGGAGGAUGUUUUGGAGGCCUUCUUUACCGCGGUUGGAAGAAGGCGAGCUGGACGAGGAGACUGUUUCGGACUCUGAAAAGACACCCAAAGACCGUAGGUCAAAAUCGUCGUUAGUUUAA
Messenger RNA from Closterium sp. Naga37s-1, 3882 nucleotides. The record is from the annotation of a GenBank genome assembly. NCBI's taxonomy places the organism in Eukaryota, Viridiplantae, Streptophyta, Zygnematophyceae, Desmidiales, Closteriaceae.